Molecule: messenger RNA, 1362 nt
Organism: Aspergillus heteromorphus CBS 117.55
Lineage: Eukaryota; Fungi; Ascomycota; Eurotiomycetes; Eurotiales; Aspergillaceae
Product: MFS general substrate transporter
Exons: 2
Coding region: 1-1362 (453 amino acids)
Biological process (GO): transmembrane transport
Cellular component (GO): fungal-type vacuole membrane
Molecular function (GO): transmembrane transporter activity
Source: RefSeq, a predicted model, not a curated record
AUGGUCACCUUCGGCAGCUGGUGGGCUUUAUUCAUCGCCUUCGGCUGGACCAAUUCCCUUGGUGUAUUUCAAGCUUACUAUGAAGAGACCCUACUCCAAAGUUACUCGUCUUCCACAGUGUCUUGGAUCUCAUCCACCCAGAUCUUCAUGAUGUACGGCGGCGGCAUCAUCCUUGGGAAAGUCUUCGACCAGUACGGCCCGCGCUGGCUGCUUAUCAUCGGCGGAUUUGCUCACGUCUUCGGCCUGAUGAUGACCUCCAUCUCUCACGAAUACUACCAGAUCUUCCUCGCGCAAGCCAUCUGCAGUGGCUGCGGCGCCAGCGCCCUGUACUACGCCUGCGUCGGCUCACUGGCCGGCUGGUGGCGAGCCCGGCGCGCCACAGCCUUCGGGAUCGCAGCGUCCGGCGCAUCCCUCGGGGGCGUCAUCUUCCCCAUCAUGGUGGACCAUCUAAUCAACCGCGUCGGAUUCGGAUGGACGAUGCGCGCCGUCGCAUUCCUCAUCCUGGGCGGCCUAGUCAUCGUCAUCCUCACCGUCAAAUCGCGUCUUCCGCACGGCACGAACACCAAACCCAUGCACAUCAAGCAAUACAUCCAUCCGUUCAAAGAACGUACCUUCACGCCGCUCGUCAUCUCCCUCUCCCUCUUCUCCUUCGGCCUCUUCCUCCCCUUCAACUACCUGAUCGCCCAAGCUCAGACAAUCGGCAUGUCCACCAGUCUGGCAAACUACCUCGUGGCGAUCCUCAACGCCGCGAGCGUCUUCGGGCGUCUCAUCCCGGGCCUCGUCGCCGACAAACUCGGCCGGUUCAACGUCAUGGCUGUGGCGACGGUCGUCUCGGGCAUCCUGCCCUUCGCCUUAUGGCUCCCCGCCCGCGGCAAUAUUCCUGAUAUCUUCUUUGCCGUGCUUUUUGGGUUCUUCUCCGGCGCUUAUGUCUCUCUUACCCCUGCACUCAUUGCGCAGGUCUCGCCCAUUUCGGAGAUCGGCAUCCGCACGGGCUCACUGUAUUUCUGCGUUUCGAUUGCCGUCCUCACGGGUAGCCCCAUUGCGGGGGCGUUGGUGUCGGUGGAUGAUGGUAAAUAUGGAUAUCUGGAGAUUUUCGCGGGCGCGACGAUGUGUGUUGGGGCUGGUUCAACAGUCUGUUCCAUCCGAUCCGUCUGUCCCAUCUGCCCCAUCUGUCCCAUCUUUCCCAUCUUUACCGUCUUUCCCAUCCUUCCCAUCUUUACCGUCUUUACCGUCUUUCCCAUCCUUCCCAUCCUUCCCAUCCUUCCCAUCCUUCCCAUCCUUCCCAUCCUUCCCAUCUUUCCCAUCCUUCCCUUCUUCAUCCACCGAGUAGGCGCCCACCUCAACUCCGGCUGCAACCAAUAG